Paramecium tetraurelia is the source of this 803-nucleotide messenger RNA. RefSeq lists its product as uncharacterized. Gene Ontology annotation, molecular function: protein binding. The transcript is spliced from 3 exons. Lineage: Eukaryota; Ciliophora; Oligohymenophorea; Peniculida; Parameciidae. The record is from RefSeq and is a predicted model, not a curated record.
AUGGGAAGUUGCUGUUCUCAUAGUGAAAAUAGGGAGAGUAACCAUCAUGGAGGCCAAGAGUAAUAGAGAAUGCCUAGGGCCAUUGGUAGAUAGUAAUAGAAUGGGAAUGCAAUUUAGGAUGUUAAUGAAUAAUAUAAAAUAUAUUUUGAUAUUUUGGAAUAACAAGUUAGUGGUAAGGGUUUAAAGAGAACCUAAGCAUAUAAAAGCCAUAUUGAUAUUGGCUAGAUCGAAAAGUUGAGGAAUGUUUUUUGGGAAACCAGAGUUGAGGGAAAACAAGAGAUUUGGUAGAUCUUAAGGUCGAUCAUAAAUGAAGAUGAGGAAACUGCUCGUUUACUAGUACAGGAGGCUGAAUUGAAACCAAUCAAAGAUUCCUUAUAACAUGUAUAUGAUAAAUUGGGACAAAAAUACGAUGUACCAAUAUUUUGCAUAAAUGAUCCAAUAGAGUACUCAAAUGAGAAGUUUGAGGACAGAGGUUUAAUUUAAAAUUACGGUAAUGAUUCCGUAAAAUUAACGAUUCGCAGUGUCAAUUUGAAUGGUAAGGAUAUUGUGGUAGAAUGCAAGCAGAAUUAGAGUGUAGUAGAUUUGAAAGAAAUAAUAAGUGUUGAGUUGCAGAAGGGACAUUAAAUUUAAUUGGAAUCCAUGAAACUGUUUUACAGAGGAAAAGAAAUGUAAGAUAAUUAUCAAGUUGGAAGAUACAAUUUAAAUAAAGAAGCUAUAGUUAUAGCUUAUCUGAAAAUACUCCAAAAGGGAUGAUUAAAUAUAACAUUUAUAAUCAAUAUAUCAUAAAAUGUAUUGUAUGAAAA